Molecule: messenger RNA, 1784 nt
Organism: Venturia canescens
Lineage: Eukaryota; Metazoa; Arthropoda; Insecta; Hymenoptera; Ichneumonidae
Product: zinc finger CCCH domain-containing protein 15 homolog
Exons: 6
Coding region: 109-1314 (401 amino acids)
Biological process (GO): cytoplasmic translation
Cellular component (GO): cytosol
Molecular function (GO): mRNA binding; metal ion binding
Source: RefSeq, a predicted model, not a curated record
UUUCGUAUAUAAUAAUGGCUACUACUACUUAUUUCAGCUGAAAAAGGUGCUGGUCCGCUCAAUUUUUAAACAUUUUCCAAUAGAAAAGACUAUAGAGAAACAUCGAAAAUGCCGCCGAAAAAAGCUCCAGCUCCGAGCAAAAAGACGGAGAUGAAAAAGAAGGAAAAAGUCAUCGAGGACAAAACUUUCGGACUCAAAAAUAAAAAGGGUGCAAAGCAACAGAAAUUCAUCCAGCAAGUAGAGAAACAAGUCAAGCCUGGUGUCGCCUCGGGCAAAGCUCUCGAUCCGAAUGCCAAAAAACUCGAAAAAGAAAAGAAACUCAAAGAACAGAAGGAAUUGGCUCUUCUUUUCAAGCCUGUUCAGAGUCAGAAGAUUGAAAAAGGAAUUGAUCCAAAAUCAGUGAUUUGUGCAUUUUUCAAACAAGGCCAAUGUACAAAGGGCGACAAAUGCAAAUUCUCUCAUGAUUUAACUAUAGAAAGAAAAGCAGAGAAGCGUUCGCUGUAUUGCGACAUGCGAGACGAUGAUAAGGAGGCUGACACAAUGGACAAAUGGGACGAAGAUAAGUUGAAGGAAGUUGUAGAGAAAAAACAUGGCACUGCGACAAACAAGCCAACUACGGAUAUUAUCUGCAAACACUUUUUGGAAGCUGUUGAGAAGUCGAAAUACGGUUGGUUUUGGGAGUGUCCUUCAGGGCUGAAGUGCAUCUACCGACACGCCUUGCCACCAGGUUUUGUCCUGAAAAAAGAUCGAAAGAAGGAGGAUAAGAAAGAUGAAAUUUCCUUGGAGGAUUUGAUAGAAAGGGAACGUGCGAAUUUAGGUCCGAAUCAGACGAAAAUCACACUGGAGACUUUUCUUGCAUGGAAAAAACGAAAAUUGCGCGAAAAAAAAGAGAAAGCUGUGCGAGACGAAGAGAAGAAACGAAGCGACUACAAAGCGGGCCGUCAAGUGGGAAUUUCGGGGCGAGAGAUGUUUUCGUUCAACCCGGAGCUUGCAGCUGGCGAUGGUAUCGAGGACGGAGACGAGGCUUUCGACAGUUAUUUGCUGGAAGAGGAAGAUGGCGAGGGAGUUGAAUAUCGUGAGUUGGAUGUUGAUCGACUCGCUUGUGAAGCUACAGAAUUGGAUACGGCAGGCAUUACGCUCGCUCGUGAUGAUCGACUGAAGAAUGAAAAUAAACCGGAGACGAACGGCGACGCAGCAGCAGUGACUAUCGUCGGCGAAGGGGCUGCAGCAUUAGCAAUUAACGAAGAUCUCUUCGCUGAGGAAGAUCUUGAGGGUUUGGAAGAAGAAUUGGGGGACCUGGACUUGGAGGAGUGAUCCAGAUGUCCCACUUUCAUCUCCUCAUUAUCAACAAUAAUAAUUGUUUUUAUUACUAUCAAACAUCCUCAUUGUGUAAUACAUAUAACUCGACCGUAUACUGCCUCGUUCGAAACUACGAUAUUCUUUUGAAAAAUAUACGAUUUAGAAUACUGUGUCCGUCAACUCAAAAUCAUGUGGAUAGUCAAACUUUUAUGGUUGCUGUAGAAUUAUUAUUAUCGAUCAAAUCGAGAGCUGGUCUCUGAACUCAAGUUCCACAAUGCUGGAAGAGGCUGUUGAGUGACUCAUUAUUUGACUGUUUGACACUAUUUAAGUCAAUAUCGUGUGUAAAACAGGCAUGAUGAUUUGAAAAUAUUUUCUUUGUAUUAAAAUAAUCAAGAUCGCAACAAAUUUCAAUUGGAAUCUUCAAAUUAAUGUUAUUCGAAAAUUUGAGUUUUCUUUAAAAAUAAAAAGGGAAAAUUCUAUUCAAA